UAACUUCCUUAAGAUUCUGCCAAGUGCUGUCUCCAGCUCUGAGCAUCUCUUUCCUCUUUCUUUGAUAGCAUCUGGGAGGAAGGAGUCUUGCUCCUUGAGGGAGAAGGGGUCUCCUUCUGAUUCCGCACGUGGAUUCCAUGAAGUUGUUGGAGGCUCCCAUUAAAGCUACACUCCUAGCCAGUGAGGAUCACUUCACUUCUUUAUGUUCUUUACAUCAGUAAAAUGAAUGGUGAUCUCUAACCCAGUCUGGAAUCUGACCAGAGCAAUCCUGUAUUGUUUGUUUUGAAUUCCACACAGGUAACAGAAUGAAUCCGGACCUCUCUCACUGCUACUGCAUCAGGGACUUCCUUGUUUUCUUUGUUCAGUGCUUACAAAAUGUAUUUGCAAAAAUUUAAACAAAUUAUUUGAAAUUCUAAGUUUAGGUUCAUCUUUGUUUAAUAACACAGACAUUUCUUAAUAAAGUGGGGUUUAUGCUAGCCACUUCGCCCUUCUCCUUUCUUCUGCCAUCGUGCACACUAUGCCUGAUUCAGCAUCUCACAAGACUUUCGGAAUCAAGCAAUUCCUGGCCAAGAAACAAAAGCAAAAUCAUCCUGUUCCUCAGUGGAUUUGGAUAAAAACUGGUAAUAAAAUCAGGUAUAAUUCUAAGAGAAGACACUGGAGGAGAACGAAGCUGGGUCUAUAA
Molecule: messenger RNA, 682 nt
Organism: Rattus norvegicus (Norway rat)
Lineage: Eukaryota; Metazoa; Chordata; Mammalia; Rodentia; Muridae
Product: 60S ribosomal protein L39-like
Source: RefSeq, a predicted model, not a curated record